AUGAAGUUAUGGAAUCUGAUUUUCACUACAUUUCAGUGGAAUGCAGUUAUCCUCAUGCCCUCUAUGGUUGCUGGUUCGAUGAUAAAGAGACGAUUAUUACAAAAUUUGGCGUACUUUGAAGCAAAUGAAGGUAACACUGACCACACCAUAUUUUGAUAUGUUCUAACUUUGUAGAACGACCUCAAAUAUAUAACAAUUAUUCACCGAAGUGGAGGUGGCUAGUGGUGGAUUUAUCGAGGCCGCGUUAGCGGCGAGGUAAAUAGCCACCACUAUUCACUGAUUCACCUUCAGUUCCUCCUCGCGAGCGACGCCAAACUCGUAUAAGUUGCGAGUAAAAUGCCUUCCCGGUUUGCUGCCCUAGCAAACAAAGAAAUUUCACAACUAAUCAAGCAAGCUGUUCCAGAAAUACACGAAGAAGGUGACGAAGUUCGGUUGGGAAGUUUUAACAGGUAAAGAUUUGUCUUUUUGACUUGAAUUUAUCGAUAAAACAGGUGAAAAAGGUUUUUGUUCACAAAUGCAAAUUAAGUUUAAGUCUUGCAUUAGUUUAUUAAGUUGACUUUUUCAUAAGCAAGCUUAAAACUAAAUUUAAUAAGCUUUUUUACAGAAUGAUUUUAAAUACAAAACGAAUUCACAACUCCUUUUGAAGAAAUUUCCCUGCAAGAGCUAAACAAAUGGCUUCAAAAGAUUUAUUUAUCGGCAAGAAAAAGCGACGACCGCGGUCGUUCGGUCAUCGCGCCCCAAAAUUGUAAUCGUUGGCAGCAGUAAAUGAGUUAAAAAUCAUCAUUUUUGUGCUCAACUAUCUCACCGUCUUAGUAUAUACUAAAACAAUUAUUCACCUCAGUUUCGGUGGCUAGUGCAGGAUAUUCACUGAUUGAGUAGCCAAUCAGAGCGCGCGAUAAACACAAUCCACUGUUUUAGUAUAUACUAAAGUGGUUUAAGUCUUAAAACGUGCUGUGAGUACUGUUUCGCGCUUAAAUUAAAAGCUUUCACAUUUUUUUGCCAAAAUUGUCGAUGACUUGAAUAAAACAUCUAUUGUGGUACCACUUACACCUAAGGCAACUAAUUAACUGCCAGUGAAAGUGGUGGACCGUAAUGAGACCAUAAUAUAUAGAUAGAUUUAGUAUAUACUUAAACAGUGGAUAGUGUUUUUCACGCGCUCUGAUUGGCUACUCAAUCAGUGAAUAUCCUGCACUAUUCACUGAUUCACCUCAAGUUCCUCCGAGCGAGCGACGCCAAACUCGCGUAAGUUGCGAGCAAAAUGCCUUCCCGGUUUGCUGCCGUAAACAAACAAAGAAAUUUCACAACUAAUCAAGCAAGCUGUUUCCAAAAUACACGAAGAUGGUGACAAAGUUCGGAUUGGAAGUUUUAACAGGUAAAGCUUUGUCUUUUUGACACGAAUUUAUCGAUAAAACCGGUGGAAAAUUUUUUGUUUACAAAUGCAAAUUAAGUUUAAGUCUUGCGUUACUUUAUUUAGUUGAGUUGUUCAUAAAUAAGCUUAAAACUAAAUUUAAUAAUCUUUUGUUAUAGAAUGAUUUUAAAUACAAAAAGAAUGCACACCUCUUUUUGAAGAAAUUUCCCCGCAAGAGCUAAACAUAUGUCUGCAAAAGUUUUAAUUGUCGGCAAGAAAAAGCGACGGCCGCGGCCGCCCGGUCAUUACGCGCCAAAAUUGUAAUCGUUGGCAACAGUAUUUGAGUUAAAAAUCAUCAUUUUUGUGCUCAAUUAUCUCAGUGUUUUAGUAUAUACUAAAACAAUUAUUCGCCUCAGUGUCGGUGGCUAGUCGUGGAUAUUUACCUCACUGCUUCGCAGUUCAGUAAAAUAUCCACGACUAGCCACCUCCACUUCGGUGAAUAAUUGUUAUUUAGCCACGGCAGGAGCCAAUGGGCUCCUGGCCACGGCUAAAAGCGAAGCUCCCAUUGAUAAAUUUCUAACUUAAAUAAAACAAUAGUUUUGUAUUCCACAAAUCAGUUAACUUAAGGGCACAUUCACGUGACUUUUGAGGGAAGAGCUAAGUGACUUUGGAGUAAAACAAAUCUUGUAUCGAGUUGAUAUAGCCUUAUAUGUACACCCCAAAAAUAGUCUUCGGUCACAUUUACGAGCAAUAAUGGCUCUUGAUCACAGUAGAUAAGGCGUGGAAAACAAAUUAGGGUGAAUUCUUUGCGUUCGACAAGUUUACUAAUUCUUGCCAAUAAAUCUGGGAGAGUGCAAACCAAUCUUUUAUUUUUUUUAUACACCACAUCUGAGGAGAAAGAGUACUAUGAGGCGCUGUUUUUAUCAUACAGACCUCGUACAAAAUGCAGUAUUUCACAAUUUUUCAAGACAAAUUGCAUUCAUUCAAUAUUCAGGACCAUCGAAGAACGCGUGGACUCUUAAUUAGCGAAACCGUUCAAAAAAUUUCCAAAAUCACCUAUACGGGCAGCCGGUUCUAGCUUUUGACAAGCGCCAAAUUUGCGAAGAAAUUUUAAGAGAGUUAUGCUUCAACGUGGUUUUAUAAGGAUGUGUAAUCUUAAAAAGCGUUUUUUACGCUCGGCAUUUUGAGUGCUCCUGCAAGCGAUGUUCAUGAACGGCUGAAAACAAACGACAAAGCGAUCAAAAUUACACUUUUGAGACUACCAACAAUCAAUAAAGAAAUAUAAUUCUGUAGAACAUUUACAGAGACAACAAUGUUCAUUCCCGAAAACAAAUGAGUGUUUAAGUGUCUCUAAGAAUCCUCAAGUCUUAACUAGUAAGCUUAAAGAUUAAGUUUAUGUUUUAAGCCGCCGGUUUCCCGGUUUUUUGCUGUUUUCAAAGAUGAACUCACGACAAGAAAAUCGCUCAAAGCUUUCUUUCUACAGCCAAAAUUAUAACUAAAUAUUCUUCGGAAAGUUUUUUCUUUCUAUUUACGGUGAAUUAAUAUCGAAUAAAGGCUUUUUAAAGUUCUGUAAGCUAACGCUUAUUUCAAAUUAAACCUCAUACUAGGUCAGAUCAGUGUCUCAGUGAAAUCUUAAUACAAACGUGCAUAAACUACUGUAGCUUCAUAAACUGCGCCGCUGGACUUCAUGAAAUUAGAUAUAAAUACAAUAAUUACUCAGGCUUACCAUAUUUCGAGAUGCAGCUCCUGAAAGCUAUCAAGUAAGGCAAGGAUCGCUUGAGCCUUUAUAAUUCUCGUACGCAUCCAGCAAGGUGAAAAACAAAAACGAUGCCAUCCGAAAUCGGAUUAUCGGCUAUGACAAGCGACGCAUUUCACAACCAAAAACCCAAUAAACAAACCAGUGGAAAAAGACAGUUAAAAACAUCACAAGUUGCCUCAAAACUCUGUCAGCUUCAGCUGUCAAAGUAAACAACUUUUAAGAUGCUGCAUAAAUUUUACGCAUGAACUCACCUGUCAAAUUUUAACCAAUCAGAGCAUAAAAAUUGGACGUGGAGCCUGACCAACCCGUGACCAUACUAAGAAAAGUUCUUCUCCACCUGUAUUUAAAAAAAACUGGCUGAAUUUUUGCGUCUAAGGUCAGUUUGAAAUCAAAAUCGCAAUAGUGCGGGGCGAUACUGACACAAACACAACAUAUUUGAUAUGAAUUUUAAAAAAAGUAAACGUCAGCCUGGGAUCAUUUGAAAACGAGUAAAUUGUCAGCGGAUAAGUUCAAAAAAAUACUUGACCUUGUUGGGUCGAGACCUGAGCCCGCGAUACGGUCAGGUGAUACUGGUCAGCGGGUACCCUGUUUUGACAGCUGUCAAUUGAUGACAACAUUGAUGUGCAAUCAGCUUUCUCCUGGGCUCCCAAAGUAGCUAGAAAGUGUGAGAGUAAACAUUGGUAUGCCUGUGGUGCGGACGGACGGUCGGUCGGUCACGUGAUUACCAGAUUUUCUGGGAUGGGAAGAUUUAUUUACCAAUGGUGCUCCGCUAGCGCGCUUCACGCGCGGAGCUCCGCUAAAAACGUUAUUCCCCUCACAAGCAGAAUUUUACGCUUUGGUAUAAACGUAAGAAAUCAAUUGUUUAGGUACUUAUAAAGGCUGGUUUUCACUGGUGACGGAGUAAGAGUCGGAGUCGUAAUCGGAGCGUAGAACUUUGCAUACGCUUCUGACAGUCUGGCUGUUAUUAGAUAGUAAACGACGGAGUCCUAAGCGGAGUCGGAAGAAAAUGGAAACGUUCUGAUUUUCCCGACGCGGAUUGCGUCGCCUUUAUGACUCCGCUUACGACUCCGAUUUUAGAUUUUCACGAGGUCAUAAGCGCUCUUACGAUUCCGACUCCGCCUUAAGAGACUAAAACCAUACGUUUCGUUUGCUCAAAUAGUCGUGGAUGUGGUUUAGGCAAAAUAUAUAUGUGUGACGGAAACUAACUUGACUUUCAACUAAAGGUUGUCGACCUCGAUGAAAACACUAUAAAAAACCUGAUUUUCUUCCUUUUGAACAGAGAUUUUUUCUUGGAAUAAACGCUACAAAUAAAUUAUUCAGGCCUUCAUAUGCGAUUGCUUCUCAAUUGGUCAUGCAUCCAAAGCUUAUGGGUUGUUCGACUGCGUCAUUAAAUUAAACCAGAAACUCAUAAGGGGUUGAAACCCCUUAUGAGUUUCUCAUUAAACGUAUAGCUAAGUUGCAUACGUCAAAAAAUGUAUGGUCGUAGGUCACCGAGAAAUGUAAAGUUGUAGUGCAGACCAAUUCGGUCUCAGCAUUUUAUCAUGAAUAAUUAUUUCUAUUAUUUAAUUUUAUCAAAUUUUCAUUUUGACUGAAGUAAACCUUCGGAACAAAUUGAUACAUACAUUUGCGAGUGUCAAAAAAAAAAAAGAAAAAACAUUUAUGAAUUAUUUAUUUUUUAGCUUGUGCUAUACAUGCAACUUUUAUUAAGUUUUUUAAUCAUAUCUUGCAACUGAACUUUACUUCACUUGUUUUUAUUGAAGCUCUUUUAUUACUUAUUUAUUCAAAGGAUACUCGUUACAAAGUCAUGUGAUUGCCUUUCAUCACGUAUCACGUGACUUUGACUGUGGGAUUAUGUGUUUGCAAAACAAAGGGUGUUUAUCAUACAACUACAAACCAAUCAGCAACAACCACAACGAGUGCCAGUUGAAUGAUGCCAGCAAAGUCUCGUGUCCAGGAUGUUUAACUGUUGUGCCCGGCGUCAUUUAUUAUGACGUUGUCAUGGUAAGUUACAUCAGUCAGAGCAAUAAGUCGGCCCAAGGGAAGCAAAGAGAAUUUCGGAUCAAUUUAGGUUUGUGGGAAACUGCCCACCUACCACUCCCCUAAGCCAACAUUAUCACUUACUUCUCACUUAGGGCGAAAUGUUGGCUUAGGGGAGGGGUAGGUGGUCAGUUUCCCAGAAACCUAAAUUGAUAGAAUUUCAAUAGUUAGCUUAAUAAGCAAAGUCGUUUUGGAGAGAUGCACGUCAACCGGAAGUGAGGAUUUUUUUCUUUUCACUAUGCCUUGACGAUAUAAAAUUUGUAUUACUUAGUUUCUUUACACUUUUAGAGACGAUUUAACUGAAAAUUUGCGCAAAACCACUGCUCAGGAAUGUAAAAAAUCUACUUCCGGUUGACCUUCGUCGGUCAAAAACGACUUUGCUUAAGUUCCCUGAUAUCAAGCCAGAUCCUUCUACUUCUAAAUAGUACAGUCGACUCCAGAUAUGAUAACUCGAACCCUCACUAACUGGAACCAAAAUCGAUUUCAGCUGGAUUUCCUUCAUACAUUUACUAUAAGUUUACCCUCGGUAACUCGAACCUUCUGCCAACUCGAAGAAAAUUUAAUUUUCUUACAGCCAUCAUUUCUAUAUAUGAAUAUGCUCUCGAUUUAACUCGAACAACCAUGCUUUAAGCGUAGACCGAGUAGAAAAAAAGUGUACUGCAGUCCAAAACAUUAGAGCUACUUUAACAACUUUGACUUUACUUCUUCAGUUUAGUUUAAAUACAGUGUCCAGCAACGUGUAUUUAUCAAGUUUUGAAGUGUGCAUUUUUUUAUGAUAUUACUUGCAUUCAUUUCUCAUCCUAUUUUCGAAUUUGCGGUUAUUUGCUUUCUCCUGCUAACUGGAACCUUUUUUGUAGCUUUACUUUUUGCUUUCCCAUGUCAGAUAUGAAUGCUUAAAGUUACGACCAUACAAAAGGAAAAUUCCCUUCAAAAACUAAUACACUGUCUCUUGAAAAAACGAGCAAUUAUCUAAGUGUCUCGAGUAACCAAAGUUACAGUAGGCUCGUCGUUAACCGAACCAUCGUCAAUCGUAGUCAACCAUGAUCUUACAAAAUUUGAAGUGGAAAGAAAUUAAUCCAUUGCGUCUUAUCUUUAUUUAUUUAUUUAUUGUUCAUGUUCCCUUUUUUUCCAGAUGAACGACUGCACCGGGAGAGAUGGUGAGAACUCCAAUUUGUUGAUCAGUUACAACUAAUUGUUUAAUUGUUGUUAAAUUUUGCAUUCUUGUUGCCACCAUGACAUUAAUGAUUUCUAUAUAAACAACCCUGACCAUAAUAGAAUAUUACUAAUAAUAAUAAUAAUAGCAAUAAUAGUAAUACUAAUACUAAUACUACUACUAAUAAUAAUAAUAAUAGUAAUAAUAAAAAUAGUAAUAAUAAUAAUGUUUCCGAUAUACAUAGACAGCCAAGGAUUAUUCAACAGGCUAGUUAUCCUGUUGUAUUUUCUUUUCCCAUCCAAUUCUUUCCAAACUAGUACUGGAAAGCAUAUAGUCCUUUACGUAAAGAAAUCGUUUCAUUUUAUUCUUUUUCAUUCUUUUGCUUUUAGGUGAAAUCUCGGAUUACGACCUUAAUUUUCCUACCAAGAGCACCAGAAAUUACGUCAACCAGACCUGGCCAAUGGAAUUGUCAAAGUUUACAAUUUGCUUUUGGAUGCAGACUGAAGACACCAAUGAAGGCGUGACGUUUAGCUAUGCUAUUCCAGGAGUACAUAAUGAAAUAACGAUCUUUAAGACGGAACUGCGAAUACAUGAUGAGUGGAGGUAAGGAUCGAGCCAAUACUGCCAGCACUCUCUUUUAACACUGCAUGAAACGAUCCUCAGUUUCUUGGUCCGAGAUCGUAGCCAGUCCCUGUGGCCACUUGAUGGUAUUAGAGCUCAAUCAAUUAUGGCUAAUCUCAGGGUGAGUGGUGGUGGGUGAGGGGGCGGGGGUUGAAAGGUCCCUUCUAUAAACAUCUAAAUGCUCUACGACUCAGUAAACUGUGGUCACAGGAUACUUGAAAUGUAUGCAUUUCCAAAGUUGUUUUCGGCGCCAUUGAAUCCUAUAUCACAUGCAGAGAAUUUAAGUAAGAAUCCACCCUGCGAACGGAUUCUCUUUUUGACUUCUUCUUGAACGAGGAGGAAAAAAGGCGGCUCGGCAGAAAUCGCGUCAAGCUUUGGUAUCGCAGCAAUGAGACCGAACUUUUGGUCGCUUCAAUCUUGUUUUCUCAUGUGAAACUGGUUUUUUGAGUACGAGCAUCCGUUUGUUAAUAAACAGGUGGCCAUAACUGAACCUGCUGUAAUAAGCGCACGGCUACUAAAGACUAGUUUCGAACGGUAUCGUGUCAACAUGCAAAGCAUGUUCAACAUUUUCUAAUCUUAAUUCCUCGAGCAACGAAAUGAAAGGAUAUGCUGGAAGGGUUGGGAACCACUCACAACGUCGGCACUGGCAGCCAAAUUAACUGCAGGUUUCUUUUUGCUUAGUAUACAAUCAACUCUCGCCUGGAUUCCUGGUUAUCACGGAUACCCCUAUAAUACGUGCGGACAGCCUCUGAAUCCCCGGUGAAAAUUACAGAUAUUUGACUAAAACCAAGAGUCCUGCUGUUAUGGACUCUCGCUUAAGGGACCGGCCAUUAUUUAUCGCCGGGGGGGGGAGGCUUGGGGCUAAACAAGGUGAAAUUUAGCCGAUCCCCCCUUUGAAUGUUACUUCGCUGAAGUGAUCCCCCCUAAUAACAGUUGAUGACUUUCGCGAUUCCCCCGUCCCAUGUCUCCAUUUUCCAAGCAAAUUUGAGUGGUCCCCCCUCUGAAUCCUUCCAAAGAUUUCAGUGAUCCACCCUUUUGGGUUCUCAGUUUUGAUCCCCCCUUCUGUUCUCCUAAAAAUCAAGUGAUAGCCCCCAAAUUAACCGUCCCCUCCCCCUCUCCCCCUAGGUGAUAAAUAAUGACCGGUUCCUAAAUUAAGGACUUACGGACACCUUUCUCGGCCCCAACAGCACUGUUUUAGUGUUUAAACUCUCGCUAUAACGGACAUCAAUCAGCGUCUUAACGCGACAAGUUAUGUCUAAAUUAUGAUUCAGUUUAUUCAUUUGUUAUCCAUCUAUUUUAUGAAGGAGCAUUGGUCUGGGAAAAUAUUACGACGGAGUAAGACACCAUAUCUGCGUAGCUUGGGGAAAUGAGAAUGGAGAAUGGAGUAUGACAGUAGACGGCGUAGUGGCCAAUAACGGUACCGGCCUUAAACCCGGAUAUGUUAUUCCUGGUCGAGGGUACUUGGUAAUUGGUCAAGAUCAAGACAAAAUGGCAGAUCCUAACAGUUUCCAACAGAUACAGAGCUUUCAUGGAACACUCAGUGGCCUUCAUGUAUGGAGUUAUGUGUUGUCUCGGGCAGAAAUAGUUCGCAUGUCGCAAGGCUGUAAUAUGGGAAUUGGAAAUGUCCUCAUGUGGUCUGAUUUUCUGAUCUCAAGGCAUGGUGAUGUUGUUGUCAAAUGUCCAUCCAGAUGUGAGAUGUAGUGCGUAAUACACACGUUGGUGACUUAAAGGGACACAGUUAGCUGGUGUACAUGCGCAUUAGAUACCAUUUCUUAGUUGAUUUGCAUAUCAUAAGACACGCGCUUGAAACAGAAAGUGAGAAGUGCAUCCGGAAUACUCUAAACGAACCUUGUGGGGUUGAAAUGAUUACAAGCUAAAGUCGUAAUUAUAGACCCUAAGCCAUAUCGGAGCACUCAUUUUUUUAUAUACUAUUGUGAAUUUACCGAUGGAUUUGUCCAGGGAAAGCCAGACAUCGACGAAUGCUUUCGAAUUCGAAGAAUCAGUACUUUAUAAAUAGACGUGAGAAAUGACACGAAGUUGGAAUCUUUGUCGAAGGUUCAAGGUCGAGAAAGCUCCAUUUUCUAAAUAUAUGUAACCUUUGUCCGUUGACUUUCCAAAUAUAUAUAACGAUUAUUUGCUCUGCAAUGUUAUUGAUUCAUCCUCUUGUUAUAUUCGUAAUCGAAGGCGAUUUCUCCCUCCCGGUGCCUACGUGUUUCUCACCUCUUCUUUUCAUGUUCGUUUGGAUCCUGGUUUAAGUCAAAUAUGACAAAAUAAUGUCAAAGAGUGAGUAAAAGUUUGGUGAUCAAUAGAUCUUCAAUAAAAGAACGAGGAUCGAAUAAAACACUAGGCAAGAUUGAAGCGGAUUUCUAGAUGUGUCCGACGCGUACAUUUGAUUUCGGGUUGAGGUAAACGCCUUCAAACUGGCAAAACUAGUGUCCAGAUCAGCGCGUUCCCAUAGCUGACUGUGUCCCUUUAAUCUUUGUCAUAAAUGUGGACGAAAUAUGUUGAUAUCGACUGCUUUCCUGUCGCUCGUUAAAGACACCGAUGGAAAAGCGCCCUAGGGACGAGGUUGCGUUAAAUCUGUAUAUCAGUUUGUUGUGCUGUUGCUGUUGUUUCGCUUUUUGCUGCUGACACUGCUGUUGUUUAUACCCUUUUCGUUAAAGGAAUUCAAAUAGACACUUACCAUUACCUUCACCACUAUAUGAACUUUACAGUAGUUUAAGUAAAGAGUAUGGUGCUGUGAGAUACCUUUGACUAACGUCAUUCAAGGAAAAGCCGACGUUAAAGUCUUGGAUUAUAAAUUUAACAGUCGAUAAGGUUUUAACGCACUCAGGGAGUGAUUUAUCGGGAUUUACCUGCACGAGUUCAUUAACAAUGAACGAGAAAUUUCAAUACCGCAGCUUGAAUGAAAAAUUUAAAAUUCGCAACCGUACCUUUCAAAACAUAUAUUCCCCAAGCAGUUGCUUUCUUGGUGUUUUUUAGGAAUUGCAUCAUCAAUAAGAAAAUCAAUGUCUGCAUCUGACAAAUCGUCAAACUUUGAGUCAGCCGAGGCCAUGGUGUAAUGACAGUGGUGUGUUGAAUUUACUCCACCGCUAUUACACCACGAUAAUGACGUAGAGGUGGUUGUUUCGUCACAACCCAGUAUCACGUGGUACAUAUCAACCAAUCAGAAAAUCGGAAUUCGUACAGUGUAUGAAAGUUGAAUAAUAAUAUUAUAUAGUAGUAUAGUAUGGUUCUGUUAGCAUAAUUCUUAAACCGCAUUCAGACCGGGAAACUUUUGGAGCCCCCUCGUCGCUGGGCCCCUUUCGAAUAAGCGCCCCCUUCGAAUAUGUUUUUGUUAAUUAGAGCCCCAGUUUUCCCUUAAGCACUCCCAUUCCAAUAAGGAAGGAAGGAGUCAUGGAUGAGAAGACAACAGACGUGCCCUCUUUACAAUGUUUAAUUUAUUAACAUGUUUUAACACUAUACCAAUAAGCGCCCUCAUUCUGCUAAGCUCCCCUAUUCUAAUAUUAUAAUAUUAAGAGUACGGGUACGUAUCAAUCGAGGUUCAUCUUCCUUUAAUUGCUCACAAACGAACGGUAACGCCGCAUUACAAAACAAGGAUCCUUUCGAGGGGAUCAUCGAAGCGGACGUCGGAGAUAGCGCACCGGAAAGAUUUUAUUUACGGUAAUUGAAGUAAGUGGCAUUGUCAAAGCUAUCGGCGUAGAAAUAGAUUAGAAUUCGCUCACGUUUAAUGAACAUUCACAGAAUAUAUACAGCGCUGGUGUAGUACUCUUAAUUACAUGGGUGCCUUAGUAUGCCUUUGGGCAUCUUUAUGAGUUUAGGUUCUUUCACAUAACCCAUAAUACACCUAUUCGGCUAACUCCAUGUUGUACCCAAUUCAAAUCUCCCGGGGUUAAGAUUCUUUGUGUAUUGUAUUUGCAUCAUAAUGUGGC
Messenger RNA from Porites lobata, 10850 nucleotides. The record is from the annotation of a GenBank genome assembly. Lineage: Eukaryota; Metazoa; Cnidaria; Anthozoa; Scleractinia; Poritidae.